This is a messenger RNA of Suillus bovinus, 1827 nucleotides long. RefSeq lists its product as uncharacterized. The record is from RefSeq and is a predicted model, not a curated record. Bases 1 to 1827 code for a protein of 608 amino acids. The transcript has 3 exons. NCBI's taxonomy places the organism in Eukaryota, Fungi, Basidiomycota, Agaricomycetes, Boletales, Suillaceae.
AUGAGUUUAGUAUGCAUGGACCUACUAGAGCUACUACAGAGAUUCAAGGACAAAUUCAAUCUCCGAUACUUGACAGUCCUUGCAUGCAAAAUGUUCAAUUACAAGGUGGAUUUGAACUCGCCAUUACUCGAGGGUCGAAACUGCAGUGUGCAUGUGCUGGACGCUUCCUUCAUCGAUCGUGUACCUGCUACUCGCCGACCGACAUUUUUUGCACCAGGUACAGUCACUCAGGAGUGGAACAACCACGCAUAUGGCAUCUUAGCGACUGUGUCCAUCUCCGGAUCUCUCCCUGGGUCCGAUACAAAGUCCAUGUCUGUCGACGAUGGGCCUCUGAACUCUACACAGUUUCGAAAAAGGAGCUCUAAAAUGUCUAUUGAACCUUCCCCAUCGACAGGCACCUAUCGCAAGGCUUCGUCUGGGAUGUCGGUUGAUUCAUUUUCUCCGAAUAUUGCUCGGCAUAGGGCUUCAUCCUGCAUGUCGGUUGACGUUCCUUCUACUUAUCAGAGCCGAGGAUCGUCAGACCAGAUGCUGAUCGAUGAGGUUCAGCACCAUUAUCCUACACAGAACCUCCCACAGCAGGUGUACGGUCACUGUGCUCUUUCAUUUACUACUAUAUCGCCAACCGUGACAUGUUCUCGCAAUACUUCGGUACAUUUCCCACAAGAAGUUGCGCUCACGUCAAGCGUUUUGCCACUCGCAUCUUUUCCAUUACGACAUAUCUCUCUAUCGCAUGAGGAAGUUUCCCCCUGCGGAGAAGCGAAUUUGGCGUCGAUCCCUUUGUCGCGAUCAUUAUCCCUGCAACAUGGGCACGGCCAGGAAAAUCAAGUCCUCUCGCCAAAAACAUCACAACCUAGCCCGAUCACCAGCUCCCUUGCACAUGUUUCUGGUCGUUCGGAAUUCUCAUCAGCUGCAUCUCCCGGAACAUUCUCCCCCAAACAUGGGAUUCUAGCUUCAUGGGAAGGGAAAAGAUCGUCCCACACGAGUUCAGAUGCUGUUCAUUGUCAAUCACCUGCCAGUAGAGGUCGUAUUCGUGCGCGAGAAUCAUCUUCAGGAGACAAUGCUAGUUAUAAGCGUUGUUGUAUCCGACAAGAUAGCCAACCUAUUGUUCUUCUCUCCAUCGAUUCUCGUUCAGCACGCGGCACAUCUCCGCAAUCGCCUCAUUCGCUCUCCCCUAUCAAUGAGGCUUGGCUCUUGCCUAUGGAUAAGCAACUGGAAAUGGCCCGCGAGUUACAGCUGAAAGCCAGGUUCAGGAAAUUCAAAGCUAUCAUCGGUGGGGCUGUCGACGAAAUGGAGGUAAUUGUGCCUGAUCAUAAGGACCACCGACAGCGUAAAAUCGCACGCACGAACACGAACUCGGAGCCUUUUUCAGGGAUUCCAGACUACCUGAGAUCUUUAGAGCGUUACAAUCCACCAAAAACCACACAUGCAUCCCGAUUCCAACCCCGGACGUCAUUUGACAUUGGGAAGGAUAUUGACCAUAUCGCUCAAACCUGGACGAAGCUCGCGCUGUGCGAUUCUCCAACGGCAUUGCGAGGGGAUGCCAGUGAUGGACUCCUUAAGGGCGAAGUACCCUAUCUUUCUUUAUCCCCCCCAAGAAUCAACGAGCCUCCCACGAGCCAAAGCAGAUCACUAUCCGUUCGUAGAAAUGCAGGUCUUGGCGCAGUCACACAGUUCCAGAAUGAUGAUGAAGUCGAGAUAUACAUGGGAGAUGCUGUGAACUUGGCCGCUCCCACGUUUCGCCGACGCAGGACUGCCAAUGCCUUCGAUGCCAGAGUGGCAAUACCUCGACUUCCUAAUAAUUACUGUUCCCAGGGUGAAGAUAGUUGA